AUGUCAAUUUUUAAAAAACUUCGUAAAUCUGAAAAAGAUUCUAAAGCAGCUAAAAUACCAAGUCCGGAACCAUCUUUAAAACAACUUGACAGUAGAAUUGGAUUACAGUCAUACAGAGAUUUUUAUUCAUUAAAAAAUUACUGGAAAGCUAUUGAUAGAAAAAGAUCAGAAGCUUCUUAUAUAUUUUUUUCAAAGUACUUAAAACAAAAUCCUGAAAAUAUAAAAUUAUAUCCAAAAUUAAAAAAUGUUGAUAUAACAAAAUUAUCUCCUGAAACUGCUGAUCCUGGUUUUGAAACAAUGGCAGCAAAUUAUUUAAAACUUUUUGAUGAUGUUAUAACAGCUGUUGAAGAGACACCAGCAGAUUGUUCUGAUGCUUGUUCAAGACUUAUAGCUGUUGGCAAAAUUCAUAGAGCUAAAGUUUCUACAAUGUCUGCUACACAAUUUCAAGAUAUGGAAAAACCUUUCAUUGAUACUAUCUCUGAAAUUCUUCAAGAUCGUUUUAAUGAUAAAGUUGAAAAUUUGUUUAGGAAAUUUUUUCAAUUUUGCUUGAAAUAUCUGAUUGAAGGAUUAAAUUCAUAA
Strongyloides ratti is the source of this 579-nucleotide messenger RNA. RefSeq names its product Globin family and Globin-like domain and Globin, structural domain-containing protein. The transcript is spliced from 2 exons. Bases 1 to 579 code for a protein of 192 amino acids. The record is from RefSeq and is a predicted model, not a curated record. Gene Ontology annotation, molecular function: oxygen binding; heme binding. NCBI's taxonomy places the organism in Eukaryota, Metazoa, Nematoda, Chromadorea, Rhabditida, Strongyloididae.